AUGCACCUCCACCUGACCUCCAAUAAGAAAUCCUUCUUCAUCUUCCUCUCCAUCGGAACGAUCGCAUCCAUCGGAAUAUCCUGCGCAGCCGAGGAGUACAUCUUAAAAAGAAUAGAAGGGUUCCACCACUAUUGGUUUCUGGCGUUGUUUGAGCUCGUGGUGUUUAGUGUGAUGACGUUUGUUUGGAUGAUGAUUACGACGGAUAACGAGGGAAAUGGUGAUGUGAAAGACUUUGGGAGCAACACGAACGGUGUUGAAGAUGUUUUGAAAAGUACUGCUACUCCUACUAAGAAGAAGAAGAGCAGUUCUUUUAUGCAUCACGAGUAUUAUUCGAGGAUAGUGCCGCCGUUGAAAGCACCGAUACACUUAUACGUCGCCUCGGCAUCUUUGAUUGGGAUAUACACUUCCCUCGGGAAAGUCUCGUACAAAUACAUCAACUACGCCACGGGGACGGUGUUGAAAUCGAGCAAACUGAUACCGGUGAUUCUCCUCUCCUCGGUGUGGCUGAAACGAACGUACCACUGGUUGGACUAUUUAGCGUGCGUUUUGUUAGUGAUCGCGUCGUGUUUUUUCGCGUUAGGGGAACACGAAGGGAACAAACAGUUAGACGCGGAAGAUCCCACGUUGUACGCGUUUGGGUUUUUUCUGUCCUUCUUUUGCGUGUGCGUCGGCGCGGUGCAGUCGAACGUGGUGGAUAAGGCGUUGAGAGAUUACGAGGCGACGGUAUCGGAGAACAUGUUGAUGACGAAUUCGAUUGGAGCUUUGUUAGUGUUCGUGGUGGUUUUAGUCAAAGAACCGGACGCGUUUGCGUUUUUCUUUGGCGAUUGGUUUUAUUUAAGUUUGAUCGCGUUUCGAUCGAUCGUGUUUUGGCUCGGCGCGGUGUUUUACACGACGCUGGUGAAGCAUUUCGGCGCGGUACCAGCGGUGGCGAUUACCACGUGCAGGAAAGUUUUGACCGUUAUAUCCUCGUUCGUGUUCUUUUCCAGCGAUAAACCGUUUGGCGUGACGUAUUUUGUCGCUCUGGUGUUUUUCUCUGGCGCCGUGGCGUGCGAAUUUUUCAAGCAUAACACUAAGACGAAGAGUCAACAGUUGGAAAUGGCAAGGAAGGACUCGGACGUUGAGAAAGUAUCGGAUAGGAGUACUUAG
Molecule: messenger RNA, 1146 nt
Organism: Bathycoccus prasinos
Lineage: Eukaryota; Viridiplantae; Chlorophyta; Mamiellophyceae; Mamiellales; Bathycoccaceae
Exons: 1
Coding region: 1-1146 (381 amino acids)
Biological process (GO): transmembrane transport
Cellular component (GO): endoplasmic reticulum membrane; Golgi membrane
Molecular function (GO): transmembrane transporter activity
Source: RefSeq, a predicted model, not a curated record